Messenger RNA from Saccharomycodes ludwigii, 1233 nucleotides. RefSeq names its product ATP-dependent RNA helicase FAL1 (gene FAL1). The record is from RefSeq and is a predicted model, not a curated record. Lineage: Eukaryota; Fungi; Ascomycota; Saccharomycetes; Saccharomycodales; Saccharomycodaceae. Bases 1 to 1233 code for a protein of 410 amino acids. The transcript has a single exon. Gene Ontology annotation, cellular component: nucleolus; catalytic step 2 spliceosome. Gene Ontology annotation, molecular function: ATP binding; RNA helicase activity; mRNA binding.
AUGUCUGUCCCAUUUAAUAGAGAACUGGAUGCUAAAAUAAAAUUCAAGAAAUUUAAAUCGGCUACUAAAAAUAAAGCUUUAAAAGUCAGUCCCACUUUUGAAAGUAUGAAUUUAAAACCACAACUAUUGCGUGGUAUAUAUAGUUUCGGCUUUGAAGCCCCUUCAGCAAUUCAAUCUAGGGCAAUCACUCAAAUUAUCUCAGGUAAAGAUGUAAUAGCACAAGCACAAUCAGGUACUGGUAAAACUGCGACAUUUGCCAUUAGUAUGUUACAAGUCAUAGACACUUCAAUUAAAGAUACACAAACAAUUAUUUUAUCCCCAACUAGGGAACUAGCCACGCAAAUUUGUACAGUUGUUGGCAAUUUGGGUGAUUACAUGAAUGUCAAAACUAUGGCAUUAACAGGCGGGAAAUUAGUUUCUGGAGACUUGAAAAAAUUAUCUGGAGGCACUGGUGGUGUGCAUAUAGUUAGUGGUACCCCUGGAAGAUGUUUGGAUAUGAUUAAAAGACAAGUCUUAUCAACAAGAAAAAUUAAAAUGUUGGUUUUGGAUGAAGCAGACGAAUUAUUAAGCGAAACAUUGGGGUUUAAGCAGCAGAUAUAUGAUAUUUUUGCCAAAUUACCAACCACCGUACAGGUUAUUGUUGUAUCUGCCACAAUGAGUAAAGAUAUAUUAGAAAUUACUAAGAAAUUUAUAAGUAGUGAUGUGGUAAAAAUCUUAGUUAAACAAGAUGAGAUUAGUUUGGAUGGUAUCAAACAAUAUCAUGUCAAUGUGGGGAAAGAAGAAUGGAAGUUUGAUACAUUGUGUGAUUUGUAUGAUUCUCUAACGAUUAAUCAGUGUGUUAUAUUUUGCAACACAAAGAAAAAGGUUGAUUGGUUAACGCAACAAAUGCUAAAGAAUAGUUUUUCUGUAAGUUCAAUGCACGGUGAUAUGAAACAAGAAGAAAGAGAUCGUGUUAUGAAUGAUUUUAGAAGCGGCAACUCGAGAGUAUUGAUAUCAACGGAUGUAUGGGCCCGUGGUAUUGAUGUACAACAAAUUUCUUUAGUUAUAAAUUAUGACUUACCAGAAAUAACGGAAAACUACAUACAUCGUAUUGGUAGAAGCGGAAGAUUUGGUCGUAAGGGUGUUGCUAUUAAUUUUGUGACGAAGGAAGAUAUAUCCAAACUGAGACAAAUUGAAAGACAAUACUCUGUUAAAAUUAAGCCUAUGCCUGCCAACAUUGAAGAAUUGUCUUAG